Geodia barretti is the source of this 396-nucleotide messenger RNA. The record is from the annotation of a GenBank genome assembly. Lineage: Eukaryota; Metazoa; Porifera; Demospongiae; Tetractinellida; Geodiidae.
GGGACAGAGGAAGCCAGGGAGUACGUGGGGAGAAAGGAGAUAAAGGUACACAGGGACCGUCAGGAUACCGAGGACCACCGGGACAAAAGGGAGAGUUGGGACAACCUGGAGACAAGGGAGAAAGAGGAUACCGAGGAUUACAAGGAGACAAGGGAGAGGCUGGAUCCCAAGGACCGCGGGGCCCUGCUGGUCUAGAUGCCUCACCUGGAUCCCCAGGAGAACCAGGAUUUGAAGGACCAUCAGGAGAACAUGGAGAUCCAGGCCCACAAGGUCCACGUGGUUUGACUGGGAGAAACGGUUUACAUGGAUACCCUGGGGCAGUUGGACGGCCGGGAACACCUGGUAAACCAGGAAUACCAGGAGAGAAUGGAGAGAAGGGAGAUCAUGGAACUUGUG